UCACAUGAGUUUACAAUCAUAACCGGCUCGUCAUCAAAUGGAAGUGUAAACGUAAACGUAAACAAGACCCGGAAUGAUAUUCUUUGUAAAAAAAAGAUGCCUGUAGUUUACGCUUUAACUUUUUUUGAUUUUGCAGUAACACUAUUUCUUUUAAUUUUACUUCCUAUUCUUGUAUAUUGUGUCCUUUCCAAACCAAAAAAAAUGGCCCAAAUAACACGAUUUGAAGACGAGAAAUUUUAUCUGGAUCUGUCAACUAGCCCAGCUUCUAAGAAGCUAUUUCCUAAUCUUCGGGAUGAAUCUUCAUUAACUCUCUCAGUUAUAGUUCCUGCAUACAACGAGGAGCAACGUUUACCUUCUAUGUUAGAUGAAUGUUUGGAAUACCUUGAAAGUAGGUCUGCAAAACAGACUGAGUUUUCUUAUGAGGUGAUUAUUGUUGAUGAUGGUAGCUCAGAUGGAACAACUGAAAUAGCGUUAGGUUAUGUAAAGAAGUAUGGAUCUGAAAAGGUAAGAGUUCUAACAUUGUUGAAGAAUCGAGGAAAAGGAGGUGCAGUUAGACUUGGUAUGUUGAGUGCUCGUGGUAAACUCUUGCUCUUUGCUGAUGCCGAUGGUGCCACAAAAUUCCCAGAUAUUGAAAAGCUGGAAGAAGAAAUGCGUGUGUUAAGUGAAAAAGACAUCAAUGCUGUGGUGAUUGGUUCUCGUGCUCAUUUGGAGAAAGAAGCUAUUGCAACUCGCUCUUUGUUUCGAACUAUUCUUAUGUAUGGUUUUCAUUUUUUGGUCUGGCUAUUUGCUGUUCGUACUGUGCGAGAUACACAAUGUGGUUUCAAAAUGUUUACUCGUGAGGCCGCUCGCUCUCUUUUCUACAUCCUACAUGUGGAACGAUGGGCUUUUGAUGUUGAGCUAUUAUAUCUUGCUGAAAGAAAGAAAAUGCUUAUUAAAGAAGUUGCUGUCAACUGGACAGAAAUUGAAGGAUCUAAGUUAGUUCCAUUUUGGAGUUGGUUGCAAAUGGGCAUUGACCUAUUAUUUAUCUGGUUAAAAUAUCAACUGCAUAUUUGGAAAAUUUCUGAUUCUAAAAAAGAAUCUUGAAUAACAAUGAUGCAUUCAAAAAUGUAAUCAAGAAUUGGUAGUUUUCAUUAACACGACAGCAGCCAACGUAUUUGUUACGUGUGUCAAAUGCAGCAAUUUCGAGGAAUCAAAUGUAUGAUUUGCUAUCAACUUUAUUAUACAGUGCUGUAUUUGUAUGUGGGUUUGGAAUUUAGUGAUUACCGCUGUAGUAGACAUGUACUUUCCAUCUUAUUAAACUGACAGCUGCUGUCAAGAUAAUUGAAAGAUCCUAAGAAUCAUCAAUUUUGAAUGCUAUGCCUUACAUCUUUUUAUAUUUUGUUCUUUUUAUACAUUCCUUGAAAUGUAAUAACAAGUGUUUUAUAAAUCAGGAUUAUCUCUUAGAAUAAAUAGAAAGAAAUUUUAUAAGAUUGUAGAUCUUAAUGACUACCAUAAUUUAUUUAAAAAAUAUUGCUGUUGUCUAUUUGCAGUCUUAUAUAAAUUGAAUAAAAUUAUAUAUAUUUUAAUUGACUUAAAAAAUACAGAAGUAACUGUGAUGGACAAUGAAAUAAGAUUUCCCAAUGUAAUUUAUAUAAAUUAAAGAAUGUGAUAGUUUUAUUUUGUUUUAUAAAAAUGUACCAUACAUAUUUAUAUCUGAAAAAAGGCUUUGGAAGUAAUGAUAGCUAAUAUGUCUUUAUAAUUAAUGUAUUAUAAAAUGCUGAAUUAUUUAAAUUUUAAUUUAAAGAUAUGUGUUUUGAUGUACUAUAUUUUUGAAAUUUUAAUUUAUUAAAUCAUUAUUGGUUAUGCUGAAGCCAUAUUAAGGUUUUUAUGUUAUACUACUUAAAUUAUUAUUUUUGGUGUUUUAGUAACAGAAUGAAUUUUAUGUAUUUAAAAUAACAGAACAAUUGCUUUAUUUUUAUGUGUUCCCAUAUUAUGCUGUUAUGUUUUGUCUGUAGCUUUUGCAUUUUAAAAGGCUAAAUUAUGGGCAUUUGUAUGAGCAUAAAAAGAAGAUAUUUGCCAAUUUCUGUGUCUUAUAAAUAUAUAAGAUUUAAAUAAAUAAU
Argiope bruennichi is the source of this 2099-nucleotide messenger RNA. RefSeq names its product dolichyl-phosphate beta-glucosyltransferase-like (gene wol). Gene Ontology annotation, cellular component: endoplasmic reticulum membrane. NCBI's taxonomy places the organism in Eukaryota, Metazoa, Arthropoda, Arachnida, Araneae, Araneidae. The transcript has a single exon. The record is from RefSeq and is a predicted model, not a curated record. The coding region runs from base 97 to 1083 and encodes 328 amino acids.